AGCAACAAGGCAAGACUGUGUAUUCAUCAGUCUAUCACAUAUAACCUGUUAAGUGCGGUAAAGUUAGUUUUAUAUUUGACAUUCGUUUAACAUAAGCGACAAUACCCAUUAAACUCUCCGUGCCUAUAACAUUUUCAACCCAAACUAACUUGGACAUGCAUGAAUAGGUUUUCUUUGCCUAGCACAAAGCUGAAUUUUAAAAGUUUUUUUUUUUUUUUUUUUUCCAUAUCGAUUUUAUUAAUUUCUGAGUGUUUUGCAGUUGGUUUUAUGUCUCUAGGUCAAACUGUCAUUGAGUUUAAUAGAUUUAUAGGGAUCAUUGACUGUGUAUAAAAAGUACUGAACGUUUGACCACGAGUCAUUGUAAAGUAAUGCAUGUAAUAAUGUAGUUUCUGUAUGAAGAUAGUUGGCAGAGACGGUGUUUGUGAUUAUCUGAGUGGUUAUUAUAGACAGAUAAUAGUCGGUGUCAGUAAAGUAUGCAAGAGUCAGUCCAAGCGGAACCGGACACCCUCCUCGGUCUGUCUGUGGCUCCGGUCAGGGAUCGAGUCCAGUUAACCCGAAUGCAAAUGGCGUCCGCCGGGCCACCAGACACGGGCUUCUCUGCCCCUCCAGGGUCCAGCGGAGUUCGAAAGAUGACUGCAACAGAGGGUCCAGGAUCAUCUCAGAGUAUGAAGAAGACCAUUGGUCACCGGGGAGUUGAUCCCACAGGGGAAACGACUUACAAAAAGGUCCAAUGAAAUGAGGAAGCGGGGAACAGCGAUUCCAACUCAGACGCCCUCCUCCGCCCUUAAAGGUGCCAUCCAGUUGGGCAUCACGCACACGGUGGGCAGCCUCAGUCAGAAAGCCGAGAGAGACGUCCUCAUGCAGGACUUUUAUGUAGUGGAGAGCAUCUUCUUCCCCAGUGAAGGAAGUAAUUUGACUCCAGCACAUCACCACGGUGACUUCAGGUUUAAGACCUACGCUCCAAUCGCCUUCCGCUACUUCAGAGAACUCUUUGGCAUUCGACCUGACGACUAUCUGUACUCUCUGUGUAACGAUCCCUUAAUCGAACUCUCCAACCCUGGAGCGAGUGGAUCAAUAUUUUAUGUCACUAGCGAUGAUGAGUUCAUCAUUAAAACAGUGCAGCACAAGGAAGCAGAAUUCCUGCAGAAACUGCUGCCCGGAUACUUCAUGAAUUUGAAUCAGAACAAGCGGACGUUGCUUCCAAAGUUUUACGGCUUGUAUUGCGUGCAGGCGGGUGGAAAGAAUAUCCGUAUCGUGGUAAUGAAUAACCUCUUGCCGCGCAGUGUGCCUAUGCACCUCAAAUAUGACCUUAAGGGUUCCACAUACAAGCGACGUGCCUCCCCUAAAGAGAGAGAGAAGACCGUCCCUACUUACAAAGACCUGGACUUCAUCCAGGACAUGCCCGAGGGCAUCCAACUAGAACCAGACAACUACAACGCCCUCUGCAAAACCAUCCAGCGAGACUGCCUGCUUCUGCAGAGUUUUAAGAUUAUGGACUACAGUCUGCUGGUGGGGAUCCAUAACGCGGAUCAGGCAUCUCGUGAGAGAAUGGGUGUGGUGGAGGGCGGGGUGACAGAGGGAGCCGUGACACCGGACCACAGGAGACCGCAGGCUCAGAAAGCUCUAUACAGCACAGCCAUGGAGUCCAUACAGGGAGAGGCCAAAGGGAAAGGAACCCUGGAAACAGAGGACCAAUGUGGAGGAAUCCCAGCACGCAACAGCAGAGGAGAGAGGAUUCUGGUUUAUAUUGGGAUCAUCGACAUCCUGCAGUCGUACAGAUUUAUUAAAAAAAUAGAGCACUCCUGGAAGGCUUUGGUCCAUGAUGGGGACACAGUCUCUGUGCAUCGGCCAGGAUUCUAUGCUGAGCGAUUCCAACGUUUCAUGUGCAACACAGUUUUUAAGAAAACACUAAAGUCAUCCCCGUCAAAGAAGAGUCGAGGAGGUUGUUCCAGUGUUGUGAGACGACUUCCUGUGGGUAUCGGUGCUCCUGCCCCCAGUGGACAGACGGUCGCUGACGCCAGACUCGUGUACCGUACUCAUCUUAACCAGGCUGAUACAGAAGGAGAGAGCAAUAUGCAGCCAGGCAGACCUGACCUGCUCCCACAGAUGGAUCCUUUGGCUGGAAGCUCCAGUGAGUUUGCAGUGACAAAUCUGUCCAACUCCUUACCGGGCAGCACAGGAAGGACAUCAUCAUCAUCGCCUCCUCAAAGGUCAGUAGGAGUGGAGGUGCAUAAAUCUGCUACCACAGAGCCUGACAACAACGCCCCCUUCAGCACUGGAGCUGAAUGCUUUGAUGGGCAGUUAAACAAUGAAGACGCCAUUUCACUUAAAGUCAUCAUCCCAGAAACUGACAUUUGUUUUUAAAAGCAGAGCAGACUUAUUACAGAGGCGAAUUUGAACAGAAGAGAUGAGUGCACAGAAACUCAAGGAAGAUGAUGGGUGCCUCUGAGCGCUGGUAUGAAGGGGUUUUUUCUCUGAAUGGGAGCUUUGGAAAGAACUACGGGUGCUCAGCACAAGAGAUAAUGAGAUAUAUUUUAUAGAAGAGAGAAAGAGAGGGAAUAACAAGAAAGCCACAGAUGAAAUUGGUUUGAUGGCUUUCCUCUCUCUUUCUCUAACCGCACAGGUGAUGCUGCUAAAGAUCUUUUUAACCACAAACUUUAAACAAAAUCAUGAGAAAUGAUGUUAGUUCUCAGUCUCACAUUUACCACACUUGCUCUCAAAACAGAGCAUGCAGAAAUGCACAAACUAAUUUUCUUAGCCUAGUGCUGGGAGAAGACACACAUAUAAAACAUGCAGUUAGUCAGCACCACUUUAUAUUAUUCUGGAUUUGGAGGCUUUAUUCAGGAUAUCUGUUGCAUAAAUCUUUAUUAGUGUAGCUCUUUAUUUAUAUAGGUCUUUAAACCUGUAGAUUCUCUCUGAACUGGUGUGUCUUGGAUUAAUGGCUGCUAGCGGUCUAGUGUAUUGAUCUCAGAACACAACUUUUGCUUUAUGCUGUGAUGUUGUGUGUGUAGAAAGAUAAUUUUUUUGCUUAUUUUUCUUCAGUCAUGCCUAUAUAUACUUGAGAAGGCUAAUGAUGACUUUUUCAUUUUUUGAGUUAAACUGAUGAGAGCAUCUCAUUGGUGGGAUUUUCAGCUCUUUCUGCAUUGAGACAGCAUGUGCCCUUGAAUAGACAAAAACUGACCAAAUAUGAUUCCCACUUUGUUAGAAAUGCAUUUGAAUGUUAUAGAUAAGCAUUUAUAAUAGAGUAUCUUCUAUAAGGUCCUGCAUAGAUGCCUAGUAUUUCAUGGUGGGUGCCAAUGUUUCUUCCAUGAUUGCCUUCUGUAUUUAAGGUGCCACUCAGUUGAUUUAGUUCUUCUGCGUUAAGUUUUUCCUCUUCAUUUUUGAUGCCUGAAUUUGCCUUUGCAUCUCUAUGCAUCUGUCUUUUGAGUUAUUUUCUCUCUCUCUGCCAACGGCAAGUUGCCCCUCCAUAUUUAGACCAAUUAACUGUCAAAGUAGAGAAAUGGACGGACAUGCUUGCACGUCAUACUCUGAUCUUUUUAAUGCAUAUUCUGCUGCCAUGCCAGGGCUCCCUGGAAUUUCCAUGUACUGUAUUGUGUAUAUAGUUCUGUAAAUAUUCCUUCUGUAUUCUUGUACGUGUCAUAAAAUGCUAAUAAUGUGCACAGCAGCUAUUUUUAACUAACUCCUUAAUGAGUUGACUGACUAAUUGAUGUGCCAUGACAUCUUCCAAUCAUCUGCCUUAAUGCAGCUCUUGAAAGCAGUGCUUUGGUAUGAAAACACUCAUUUCUGCUGGAUACAGAAAUUACAUGGCCUCCAAACACACGGACCAACAUGGAUCUGCAUAAGGUCACUUCAGAUGUACAUGCUACAGAUGAUUUUGAUCCGCAAUGCAUGCAUUUUUCCUAGUUACUUGUGCUUUCAUACUAACCUAUUUUCAUACUAAACCUUUUGUCUGGUAUUACACAAUCAUAUAAUAUGUAAAGAAGACUGACAAGCCUUCCAGCAAUUUGAAUUUAAGGAAUGUGAGCUGAAAUUACAUAUUAAUGAGUUGUAUUCUCUGUACAUGAGAAAUCUACAACUGACUCCCAAAAGCACACAACAUGAUUUGUAUCUACAGAACCUUUCCUAGGUACAGUUUAACCCUGAGAAUAAACUAAUCAUUUAAACAAACUGAAUAAAGAAAAAAGGGUAGACAAUGGACACUAUAAGGGCACAUGUGAAAAUUUUAGUUAACAGAGGAGCUGGAAAGGAACCCAAGGAGCCUUUGGCACAGUGUAAGCUUUCUGAUAAAUCGGCCUUCCCAUUAUCUAAACAAUACAGUUUCUGUCUCUCAUCACUUAGAUCAGAGGAAGUAGUUUUAAAUGGGGCCCAUCAUUUGACAUUACUUUCACUUUAAGUGCCCUACCAUGCGUUUGUCCUUGGCUGUUACUCAAUUGUAUGAGCUGAUUUCAGACGUUCAGAGGCCCGGAUGCCUCUGCCACACAGAUCUGUGACUGUGCAGUCUUGAAGUAUUUAGAAGAAGUGCUGACUGUAUUGGACUGAGUCUUGAACAAUACUUCUGUGUUGUCCCUAUUGAAAACAGUUGGUUAAUUGCAUUCUCACAAAAGCAUUAGUGUGGGACUGAAGUGAUCUUUUGCCAAGGAUUUGCCUUUGGGUGACCUGAAGAGAAGUUUUCAUGCAAAUUGAAUAUGCACCUGAAGUACAUUGACAGUCUUUCCCAGGACUGGUAUUGAAGACAGUACAGAAUAACCUUCUAUCUUCACAGUGGAUGCAGUAGUUGGAUGCAGUAGUUAUGCACAUUCAAGAUGUUUUUAUAUAUAUAUAUAUAUAUGUAAGAAAUCAGAUUGUUGAAGUUACAGACAGAAGUCAAUCAGUUUUAUGCUGAAGUAACGGCAAAUAUUGGGUUUUGUUUGUCGAUUGGGGAAAAUGUAUUUAUUAUUUGCUUUGCUCUUUAGGUUUGGAUCAUUUCAAUGUAUUUUGUUUUCUCAUUUUGUAAUUCAAGUUUUGUCAUAUGUCUCACAUUAAAUGUUGUACAGAACAUUUUGUUAAUUCUCCUUAAUGCUGCACAAAACUUAAUAUGGCUGGUGAUAAUAGCAAAACUUGUCUAGCCCACAGCCAGUUUUGUUUACUAAAUACUAUAACAGAACUCCUAGUUUUCCUCUGCAAUUAUACAUUAAAGGAUUUGUUUCAAUAUUUAUUUAGCCAAUGAUCUUACAAACAGAAAUAAAUGCAGGUAAAGGAAUAUUUUCUGGUUCAAUACGUUAAAAUUUAAUUAAAAUUAAUUUAGACUCGCCCCUCCUUUUCUUUAAAGAAAGCAAAAAAUGGGUUUCUGAGGCACUUACAAUGAAAGUGAAUGGGGGCCAAUUUGUAAACUUGAAAAUAUUCACAGUUUCAAAAGUAUAGCCACAAGACAUAAACAAUAUGCUUGUUAACAUGAUUUUAGUGUGAUAAAAUCACUUGCUAACCUUUUCUGUGCAUCCAAUUUUAGAACUUUGUUGCUACGACAACGCAACACCAUAAACCCAGAAUACCUAAAAUGUUGAUUUAAACAACUUUACAGCUUAAAUAAUGCACAAGUUUUAACAGAAGAAUUAAUGUAAGUGGUUUUAUAAAAUUAUAAGCUUCACAAUUCUGCCUUUUAAACACUUCACAAUUGGCCUCAUUAAAUUCCGUUGUAAGUGCAUCAAUGUAACCUAGAUUUGUGCUUUUUUUAAUGAAAAGGAUGGAUGUAUAUACAUUCUGAGAUGAUAUUCUUCUCACCACAAUUGUACAGAUCAGUUAUCAGAGUUACUGUAAGUUCGAACCAGUCUGGCCAUUCUCUGCUGACCUCUCUCAUCAACGAGGCUUUUCCAUCUGCAGAACUGCCACUCACUGGAUGUUUUUUGUUUUUGGCACCAUUCAGAGUAAAUUCUAGAGACUGUUGUGCGUGAAAAUCCCAGGAGAUCAGCAGUUACAGAAAUACUCAAACCAGCCCGUCUGGCACCAACAAUCAUCCAUGCAAUUAUCUAAUCAGACAAUCAUGUGGCAGCAGUGCAUAAAAUCAUGCAGAUAUGGGUCAGCAGCUUCAGUUAAUGUUCACAUCAACCAUCAGAAUGGGGAAAUAAUUUGAUCUCAGUGAUUUGAACUGUGGCAUGAUUGUUGGUGCCAGACGGUCUCUAGAAUUUACUCCGAAUGGUGCCAAAAACAAAAAACAUCCAGUGAGGGGCAGUUCUGUGGAUGGAAACGCCUUGUUGAUGAGAGAGGUCAACAGAGAAUGGCCAGACUGGUUCAAACUGAUAAAGUCUACGGUAACUCAGAUUAUUUUUAAUUUUUUGUGUGUGGUGAUGAACAUUGUGCCACAAAUGCUGUCAGUUGAGCUUAACUUUUAUUGAACCCAGAAGAUUCCUUUAACUCUUCUGCCUUUUUUUUUUUCUACACUGUCACUAAACCUGAACUCAUUAAGUAAUGGAUGAUCAUUAGUUACUGUCAGAGAUUGCAUAUUCACAUUUAACUCUGUAGACUUUUGUGUGAAGUUUCUGCAUUGUCAGAUAUUUAAUAAAAUGUUUUUUUUUUUUUUUUAUUAACAGUACCCAAAUUAACAACUUAACAUUACAAUAUAAUUUGUUUGAAUUGCAAGAUUACAGUAGAGUUUCCCCUCUUUGUUGAAUGUUCUGUAGUGAUGAAAACAUCACUUUUAUAAAAAUGGCCUAAAAAUGCACAAUUGUAAUUCUCUUAAACCAAGUGACAUUUUGUGGUGUCUUUUAUGUGCUUGGUAAAACACCUGUUUUAAUGCUUAUUAAGACCUUUUUUUUUAAAUGAAAUUGAUUUGAUUGUUAUUUUCUUAAGAAACACACAGUUACCUUUGUCAUCUCUCAGCUGGCUAAGUUGACUUGUGGGGUAAUUUUUUGGAGGGGUGGAAAUCCAAGCACACCGGUGUAGUCAAUUGGUGUUUUUUUUUUUUGUUUUUUUUCAUCCUUCACAAUUCAGGUCUCACUCUCAUUCCUUUUUGUGUGGUAUCUGUUCGCUGCCCUGUGACCAAAACACAAAUCAGUGUCUGUUUUUAUGAGUUACAAAUUAUUAUAGGUCUUGCUGGGAUUCUACUCCUGUUAAACCGCACUAAACGUCUUUACUCACACAGUAUGUUGUCUUAAACAAUAAUCCCAAAAGUGAUGCUGUUGAUCUUAGACCAACAUUCUUCAUACGCUUUAGUCCCUGUAGGGCUUUGUCCAGUGUUUUGAAACUUUAUUGAGCAGAUUUGUGUAAAGUAACUACAGUGAAACCGAUACUUGCACUACAGAUACAUCAGUUGUGCACUGUGCACACAGGAUCAAAUGCUGACAACCCAGACACUAAACAGACAACCAACUUAUUGCAAUAGAAAUUAUUCUGACAACAUAUUUAAUUCACAUACGUGAUUGUAUUUAUUAAGAAAUGUCUUGUUUUUCUUCUUUUUUUACCUUGUGGGCCUGAAUGAAUUUUUAAAUUCUCUAUGUAUAUGUAGAUGAUUGUAUUGUAUAAUCUGUCAGAAAGUAAUUUCUGUAAUCUAAGUAGUAUGCAUUUUAUUUUGGAUGGAAGGGAAGCUCUUGACAGUAUAAAAAUGUUUGUUUUUUAUGUG
Myxocyprinus asiaticus (Chinese sucker) is the source of this 7591-nucleotide messenger RNA. RefSeq names its product phosphatidylinositol 4-phosphate 5-kinase type-1 alpha-like. Gene Ontology annotation, biological process: phosphatidylinositol metabolic process. Gene Ontology annotation, molecular function: phosphatidylinositol kinase activity. The coding region runs from base 736 to 2364 and encodes 542 amino acids. The transcript has 17 exons. The record is from RefSeq and is a predicted model, not a curated record. NCBI's taxonomy places the organism in Eukaryota, Metazoa, Chordata, Actinopteri, Cypriniformes, Catostomidae.